Molecule: messenger RNA, 2066 nt
Organism: Halteromyces radiatus
Lineage: Eukaryota; Fungi; Mucoromycota; Mucoromycetes; Mucorales; Cunninghamellaceae
Exons: 6
Coding region: 105-2018 (637 amino acids)
Source: RefSeq, a predicted model, not a curated record
UUUCUUUUUCUUUUCUUUUCUUUAUCAUAUUAUUAUAUAGAAGUUGAAAGAAAACAAUAGAAAAUCCUUCUUUUUAUCAUUAUUAUAGAAUCAAACAAUAAGAAAUGUCUUCUCAUGAACGUACAUUUACCAAAGCACCUCGAUUCAAUUAUAGACAAAGUAAAAUCAUGACUCCUAUGGAUCAAUCUAAUUCAUCCUCAUCUUGUUCUUCUCCUUGUUCUUCUGAUCAUGCUAUAAAUGCUUCCCCGACCCUGGUGGAACCUUAUUGUGCAGCACCAGUACCAGCAUCACCAACAUCAACAUCAAUUGCAGCACCAGCAGCACCAGUAUUGACAACAACAACAACAACAACAUCAUCAUCAUCAUCAUCAUCAACGUAUUCAUGUCAAGAAGAAAAUCAAAACAACCAUAGUAUUCAAGAUGACACAAUUCCAUCAUUAUCUAGUUCUUUAUUAUUACGAAAAGCAACAUCACAAUCAUCUAUGGACCUCAGCUCAUUAUUGGAAUCAACUUCUAUUGGUCAUCGUGAAGAUAUAGUACCCAGAUCAACCAAGUCAGAACCUUAUCCAACCACACAUGCAUCUAGAAAGGAAGAAUGGCAUAAAAAGGAAGAAAAUCAAUUGGAAGAAGAUAUGGAUACCACAGACCAAAUAGAAUCAUGGAUGAAUAAUAGCAGUAAAUGGAAUACCUUGUUAGAAAUCAUUACCAAAACUAUUCAUCAAGAAUUGAAUCAUCAUUUGUUGACUAAUGAAAACAAUAGCAACCUGCAAAGAACCGUUAUCAAGUCUCUUGACAAGACUACUAAACAGAAAAAUGAGGGCGACGACACCCCGCCUGUGUUACCAUGGUGGCAACAGCGGCACGUGGCGCUAGAACAAGUAGUGACCUCUCAACAAACAGUAUGCAUGAAUACCAUGGGACAGCUUGAAAAACGAAUUCAAUCAUUGGAACGGGCUCAUCAAAAACAGAAUCAAAAGCAAUUGGUAGAUCAAGAAAAUGAUAGUUAUAAUGCACUGCACGCACGUUACAUGGACUUAGUGGCACAACAUUCACAACAACUAGAAAAAUAUCAACAAUUAGAGCAAGCUCAUAUCUCACAAUCUACUCAGUUACAGUCAUUGAAGUUACAGCAGCAAUCGUCACCUUCAUCUCCUGCAACUAAUCAACAUCAGUACGACCAAAGAAAAGUUGGGUGGGUAAAACCUACUACGACAAUGGAUCGGCAUCAACAACGGAAUGACUCGUCUCCCGGAAUUGUUUCACCAUCUACAAGACUCAAUGCAACCGUCACUCCAUCCAAGCAAAAAAUAUACCAACCUACCAUGUUACCCACACCCAAUGCAUCUCCUACCACCAAUUUACCUGCGUCUCCUCCUACCAAUGGCAUCAAAACAACAACAACAACAGUCAACCAUGGUCUCUCAACCCCAGCAACCACUCCUCCAUCUCCUCCCUUCAAUAACAACAACAACAGUAAUCAUCAUCAAUCAGUCAAACUUAGUGAUGGUUAUGUGGAAUUUAUGACAGAAUGUAAUGGUCAACCUGCGCUUUGUCGGGUCAAGCUUCCGAAAGAUAUUAGGUCUGUUGAAAACAAGCAUAACAACAACAACAAUAACAACAACAACAACAACAACAGAGCAUCUUCUACAUAUGAUCGGUCAAUCACUUAUCAACAUAAUUACAAGAAAAACAACAACAACAACAAAAAUACCAUUCAUUCCUAUACUUUUCCUCAACAACAACAUUAUCAAUGUCGUCAAGUAAUCUCUACUGUUCGUCCACAUUAUUUGCAUCAUCAUUAUCCUCAACAACAACAACAACAAUAUUGUUCACAUACACCCUAUUAUCCUCAUUAUCAGCAACAACGUCAUCGUCAACAAAAAUAUAAAUAUCAUCCCUCUACGCAACAACAAAAGCAACAAUGGAUAUCAACGGAAAAUGGUGAUAUGAUAAGCAAAUCGUUGAAUCCAUAUGCACCAGUUUGGAAUGGAGCAUGGAAAAAACAAACUCAAUAUUAGUUAGGUUUUUAUUUUUCAAUAUAGAAAUCUUUUUUUUUUUUUUUUGUG